Suncus etruscus (white-toothed pygmy shrew) is the source of this 1213-nucleotide messenger RNA. It is a transcript of the gene NKX2-2, whose product is annotated as NK2 homeobox 2. Lineage: Eukaryota; Metazoa; Chordata; Mammalia; Eulipotyphla; Soricidae. The transcript is spliced from 2 exons. Gene Ontology annotation, biological process: regulation of transcription by RNA polymerase II; cell differentiation. The coding region runs from base 84 to 905 and encodes 273 amino acids. Gene Ontology annotation, molecular function: RNA polymerase II cis-regulatory region sequence-specific DNA binding; DNA-binding transcription factor activity, RNA polymerase II-specific. The record is from RefSeq and is a predicted model, not a curated record. Gene Ontology annotation, cellular component: nucleus.
CUCCCCGCCCCCAUCGGGGAGCGCCGCGAACUGACCCCAAGUGAAGCUACAACUUUGCGGCGCCCUUCGCGGGGUCCCGAGCCAUGUCGCUGACCAACACAAAGACGGGGUUUUCGGUCAAGGACAUCUUGGACCUGCCUGACACCAACGACGAGGAGGGCUCGGUGACCGAAGGGCCGGAGGAUGAAAGCGAGGGAGCCGAGCCGGCCAAGAGGGCCGGGCCGCUGGGGCCGGGCGCCCUGGACGCGGUGCCGAACCUGCCCCUCAAGAGCCCCUUCUACGACAGCAGCGACAACCCCUACACGCGCUGGCUGGCCAGCACCGAGGGCCUCCAGUACUCCCUGCACGGGCUAGCGGCCAGCGCGGCGCCCCAGGACUCCAGCGCCAAGUCCCCGGAGCCGUCGGCCGACGAGUCCCCAGACAACGACAAGGAGACCCCGGGCGGCGGGGGAGACGCGGGCAAGAAGCGCAAGCGGCGCGUGCUCUUCUCCAAGGCGCAGACCUACGAGCUGGAGCGGCGCUUUCGGCAGCAGCGGUAUCUGUCGGCGCCCGAGCGCGAGCACCUGGCCAGCCUCAUCCGCCUCACGCCCACGCAGGUCAAGAUCUGGUUCCAGAACCACCGCUACAAGAUGAAGCGCGCGCGGGCCGAGAAAGGUAUGGAGGUGACGCCCCUGCCCUCGCCGCGCCGCGUGGCCGUGCCCGUGUUGGUGAGGGACGGCAAACCGUGCCACGCGCUCAAAGCCCAGGACCUGGCCGCCGCCACCUUCCAGGCCGGCCUCCCCUUUUCGGCCUACAGCGCACAGUCUCUGCAGCACAUGCAGUACAACGCCCAGUACAGCUCGGCCAGCAACCCCCAGUACCCCACAGCGCACCCCUUGGUGCAGGCCCAGCAAUGGACUUGGUGAGCACCGCCUCUCUCUCCGUGCGAGACUCGCGGGCCCCGGCGGAGGAGAGCAGGACUCGGCCCCGGUGGUGGUAGUUCUGGUCCUUCUUAUUAUUUUUUUAUGUUUAUUAUUCUAAUUAAUUAUUGCGGAGGCCCCCUCUUGGAGCGGCGGGUUGCACCGGGCCAGCCCUCUUCCUCUCUUCUGCGAACCUUAGCGGGGGCUGAACUCCAAGCUGGGUUUAGCGAAUGUUUGGCUCAGCUCCUCGGCUUCUUGGCUACUCCUUGGCCGGACCCAGUCGUGCCAGUACUCACGCCCUCACCUGAAAAAAU